Urocitellus parryii (Arctic ground squirrel) is the source of this 1013-nucleotide messenger RNA. RefSeq names its product cell death inducing DFFA like effector a (gene Cidea). The record is from RefSeq and is a predicted model, not a curated record. Lineage: Eukaryota; Metazoa; Chordata; Mammalia; Rodentia; Sciuridae. Gene Ontology annotation, biological process: regulation of apoptotic process; lipid storage; apoptotic process. Gene Ontology annotation, cellular component: lipid droplet.
AGGACUUCGCCAUGGAGACCGCUCGGGACUACGCGGGAACCCUGAUCAGGCCCCUGACAUUUAUGGGAUCGCAGACCAAGAAGGUCCUGCUAACGCCCCUCAUGCACCCAGCUCGCCCUUUCCGGGUCUCCAACCAUGACCGAAGCAGCCGGCGUGGGGUGAUGGCCAGCAGCCUAAAGGAGCUCAUCAGCAAGACUCUGGAUGCCCUGGUCAUCACGGCUGGGCUGGUCACGCUGGUGCUGGAGGAGGACGGCACGGUGGUGGACUCGGAGGAGUUCUUCCAGAGCCUGGGAGACAACACACACUUCAUGAUCUUGGAGAAAGGACAGAAGUGGACGCAGGGUGCUAAGUACGGCCCAGUCGGCAGGCAGCCGAAGAAGUCAGGAAUCGCCAGAGUCACCUUCGACCUGUACAAGCUGAGCCCCAAGGACUUCCUGGGCUGCCUCAACGUGAAGGCCACCAUGUAUGAGAUGUACUCGGUGUCCUACGACAUCCGCUGCACAGGACUCAAAGCCAUGCUGAGGAGUCUUCUGCGGUUCCUGUCCUACACCGCCCAGGUGAUGGGACGGUUCCUCAUCUACGCAGGCACUUACAUGCUCCGAGUCCUGGGAGACACAGAAGAGCAGCGUUCUCCUAAGUCACCCACCAGGGGCUGGUUCAUGGACAGAUAGACACCGCCGCUGGGGCCCGGCCAGCCUCUGGAUCCCAACAUGCCCUUCCAAUGACAAACUCUCCAAGAUGCUCUUGUGUUAUUUGUCACAUGUGCCUGUGCUGCUGGCCACUGCUGCUUGGGAGUGACACAGGGAAAGGGCAAGCUCAACACACCUGGUCUGGGGUGUGCAGCAGGACACCCUGGAUGGAGGGGGCAGGAAGGGACCAGGGGGUUGUCUGGGAGCACGUGUGUGCAGCAGACCCCUGGGGCCUCGCCUGCUGCAGUAAACCCAUCACACACAGGGACAUUCAGUAUGUGGAGUGGUCACUAAAUGUCCCCAGGGGGGUGAACGGCCAGGGCC